AAAAAAAAAUUGAAUUACCCCAAGUUUAUAUGUACAGUAAAAAUUGAAUUCAGCUUCAUACUUCGUAGUUCAUACGUACGUACAUCCUGCGGGAGUCAAACUUAACAAAACUUGCCAGUCAAGACAAAGAAUAAAAGUGAAAACAUCGUUGUCAUUUUUAGGAGACGUUGACAAUGGAUCACUUUCCAGUCUUUCCGAUAUGAUGAAUUGAUAAUUGCUGUUGCUAAAACAGAUUUGACUGUAAAUCAUCAAUAUAAAAUAUGAGAAGAAAUGUACGAUGGUAAUAUGCAGUUAGCUCUCCGAGAUGGGACGGGAUGUGUUCUCCAUCUUCCCCGGCGGUGGCGGAGGAGGCAUUCAUCGUUGCAAAUCCUCCUCAUCUCUGCUGUUUAGUCAAAUAGUAGUCGUCAUUAUAAUCCUCACACAUAUGCCCCACCGGGGGAAGUCCGUGACUGACCGCGACACCUUAUUAGGAGUUAAGCGGCAAUGGGGUAACCCGUCUACGCUUCGAGCCUGGAAUUCCACCUCCUCUCCAUGUAGCUGGCCGGAGAUAGAGUGCUCCGGUGACGGAUCGGUCACAGGCAUCUUUCUCAAGGACUACAACAUUGUCUCCGAAAUUCCGCCGGAGAUUUGCAACCUUAGCAACCUCACCUCACUCGAUCUUUCCUACAAUUACAUUCCUAAUCAAUUCCCCACGUUUCUGUACAAUUGCUCCAAGUUGGAGCACUUGGACCUCUCUCAGAACUACUUCGUGGGUGAUCUUCCUCACGACAUUGACCGGCUACGGAACCUCCGCUACUUGGACCUCAGCGCCAACAAUUUCACCGGCGACAUCCCACGCUCCGUUGGGAAUAUCACCGAGCUCCGGCAGCUGAUGAUGUACCAAAACCUGUUCAAUGGCACUUUCCCUGUGGAAAUUGCCAACUUAUCAAAUCUGGAACAGAUGCAGAUGGCGUACAACAGCUUCUCGCCCAGGGAGAUCCCGGAGGAGUUUGGAAACUUAAAGAAGCUCAAGUUCUUAUGGUGGUCCUCCACGAAUUUAGUCGGAGAAAUUCCAAAAAGCUUUGAGAAUUUGUCUAGCCUCGAGCAGCUGGAUUUGGUUGGUAACAGUUUGCAAGGUCAUAUCCCAAGCAGAUUGUUCUUGCUCCCAAACCUCACUAAAGUUUACCUGUACAACAACAAUCUCUCGGGUUCCAUUCCCUCUCGUUUUGCAAAGCCAUCAAAACUGGUGGAGGUGGAUUUGUCCCAUAAUAGGUUAACAGGUGAAAUCCCGGUAGGGUUUGGAGAGUCAGAGGGACUUGAGCUUGUGGCUCUCUUUAUGAAUCAGUUGUCUGGUGCAAUUCCUCCAAACAUAGGCCUGAUGCCUUCUCUGAAAAAUUUCAAGGUUUUCAUUAAUAAUUUGAGUGGGAUUCUGCCUCCUCAAAUCGGGCUUCAUUCCAAACUAGAAAGCAUUGAAGUGUCCGAAAAUAGGCUGACAGGAAGAUUGCCCGAGAAUUUGUGUGCGGGCAAGGCCCUGAUUGGUAUCACAGCAUUCAACAACAAUUUCACAGGGGGAAUCCCCCCAUCACUUGAGAGUUGUGACACACUGUUGACUAUCCAGCUGUAUAACAAUGCAUUUUCAGGGGAAGUUCCACCUUGGAUUUGGACAUUAGGGAGCAUGAUAAGCGUGAUGUUGAGCAACAACUCCUUCUCCGGUAAGCUUCCGCAUGAGGUGGCUGAGAACUUCACGCGGCUAGAGAUCAACAACAACCGCUUCUACGGGGAACUCCCUCCCCCGAAAAAUUCAUCUUCAUCACUCCAGGGUAUUAUUGUGUUUCAAGCAAGUAACAAUCUAUUGUCGGGACAUAUUCCACGCGAGUUUACUGCUUUUCCUAAGCUGACUGAGCUAAAGCUCGAUGGAAAUUCACUUUCUGGCGAGCUUCCCAAAAAUAUCUUGUCAUGGGCAUCUUUGAAUACGUUGAGUCUUGCUAGAAACCAGCUUUCCGGCAAUAUUCCAGCAGCUAUUGGCUCUUUGCCCGAUCUUGUUGAACUGGACCUAUCAGGCAACCAGUUUUUCGGCCUAAUACCACCAGAAUUGGACCGUUUGAGGCUCAAUGGGCUUAACCUUUCAUCAAACAAACUCUCAGGGAGAAUCCCAGCUCGUUUUGAUAACUUCGCCUUUGAAAAAAGCUUCUUGAGCAACCCUAGCCUGUGCGCUGUGGACCAACUGAGCAGUACACUUCCACAUUGUCAUUUGAAAACCACCCACCGCUUCCCAGUUAGGGUCAUUAUUCUCAUCGCAGUCUUUGGAGUCAUUGCUUUUCUAGGUGUUUUAUUAAUCUUGUUCAAGGUCAGAGACUAUUCCAGGAAAAGGCGUGACAUCCCAACAUGGAAACUGACCUCAUAUCAAAAAUUAGAUUUCACUGAAGAGAAAAUUCUACGCAAUCUGACGGAAACCAAUCUGAUUGGGAGUGGUGGCUCCGGAAUGGUAUACAGAAUUUCAACAGGAAAAGAAGGUUCGUGCGUUGCUGUGAAGAGGAUCUCGAGUGACGGGAAGUUAGAUGAUGAGCUUGAGAGGCAGUUUGCUGCUGAGAUGGAGAUACUCGGCUCAAUCAGGCACUCAAACAUUGUUAAGCUGAUGUGUUGCAUUUCUAGUGAGAGCUCAAAGCUGGUUGUCUAUGAGUAUAUGGAAUAUGGGAGUCUUGAUACAUGGUUGCACAAAAGAAAAAGAGGCUCCCUUGAGAGCCUGGGAUUGGAUUGGCCUAAACGGUUGCAAAUCGCCACUGGUGCCGCUCAGGGCCUAUGCUAUAUGCACCAUGAUUGUGUUCCUCCCAUAAUGCAUCGAGACGUAAAGUCGAGCAACAUCUUGUUGGAUUCUCAGUUCAACUCUUUCAUUGCUGAUUUCGGUUUAGCAAAGGUUUUAGCCAAGAAGGGUGAACCGAACACAAUGUCUGCCAUUGCUGGAUCUUUUGGCUACAUUGCACCAGAGUAUGCAUACACAACGAGAGUGAACGAGAAGAUUGACAUCUAUAGCUUCGGGGUGGUGUUGCUAGAGCUGGUGACAGGGAGAGAGCCCAAGUUUGUGGAUGAGCAAAUAAGCCUUGUGG
Cuscuta epithymum is the source of this 3083-nucleotide messenger RNA. The record is from the annotation of a GenBank genome assembly. Lineage: Eukaryota; Viridiplantae; Streptophyta; Magnoliopsida; Solanales; Convolvulaceae.